Messenger RNA from Prosopis cineraria, 1940 nucleotides. RefSeq names its product non-specific phospholipase C1-like. The transcript is spliced from 3 exons. The record is from RefSeq and is a predicted model, not a curated record. The coding region runs from base 125 to 1732 and encodes 535 amino acids. Gene Ontology annotation, molecular function: hydrolase activity, acting on ester bonds. Lineage: Eukaryota; Viridiplantae; Streptophyta; Magnoliopsida; Fabales; Fabaceae. Gene Ontology annotation, biological process: phospholipid catabolic process.
UAGCCUGGUACCUAGUCAUUAUUGUUGACAUUAAGCUUCCUUCUCAAUUUGCUUGUACUUCUCGCUCGGUGAAACGAAUCUUUUGUCCAGCUUCACUUUUUCUCUGAAUCUCCGGCUGCCGGAGAUGAGUCUCCGGCAAGUUCGUUUGACCCUUUUCUUCUUCCUUUACCUCUUGGUCUCAUCCCAUGGCAUUGAUGUCAAUGGCUUCGGCAAAAGGAAGCGCAAAAUCGAUGGACCCAUCAAAACCGUGGUCGUCAUCGUGAUGGAAAACCGAUCGUUCGACCACAUAUUGGGAUGGCUCAAACGGACCCGACCCGACAUCGACGGUCUGACCGGCACCGAAUCGAACCGUGUAUCCGUCUCUGACCCGAACUCGCCGGAGGUCCACGUCUCCGAUGCUUCUCUGUUCGUUGAUUCCGAUCCGGGGCACUCAUUUCAGGCCAUAAGGGAACAAAUAUUCGGAUCGAAUGAUAGCUCAGCGAAUCCGGCUCCGAUGAAUGGUUUUGCUCAGCAGGCAGAGAGUAUGCAAAAGGGAAUGUCGAAAACCGUCAUGAGCGGAUUCAAACCGGAACUCUUGCCGGUUUAUAGAGAGUUUGCUAACGAAUUCGCCGUGUUCAAUAGAUGGUUCGCUUCGUGUCCUACGUCAACUCAGCCGAACCGGUUCUACGUGCACUCGGCGACCUCCCAUGGUGCCAUGAGCAACGUUCGUAAGGACCUGGUACAUGGAUUUCCUCAGAAAACCAUAUUCGACUCUCUGGAAGAAAGUGGCCUCUCAUUUGGUAUUUAUUACCAGAAUAUCCCCGCGACCUUGUUCUUCAAGAGCCUGCGGAAGCUCAAGCACGUCAUCAAGUUCCAUAACUACGCUUUAAAGUUCAAAUUGCAUGCCAGAUUGGGCAAGCUUCCGAAUUACGUGGUCAUUGAGCAGCGUUACUUCGAUGUGAACCUCUUUCCGGCCAAUGACGAUCAUCCGUCGCAUGAUGUGGCUAUUGGGCAGAAGUUCGUGAAGGAAGUCUAUGAGACACUGAGAGCUAGUCCUCAGUGGAAAGAGAUGGCCUUAUUGAUUACAUAUGACGAACAUGGUGGGUUCUAUGACCAUGUGCCUACCCCUGUUUCUGGUGUACCCAACCCAGAUGGUAUUAUUGGCCAUGUUGACCCUUAUUACUUUCGGUUUGACCGGCUUGGAGUUCGGGUCCCGACUUUUCUGAUCUCACCAUGGAUCGAUAAGGGUACUGUGAUUCAUGAACCAGAUGGGCCAACACCAAGUUCCCAGUUUGAACACUCUUCUAUUCCUGCCACAGUGAAGAAACUUUUCAAUCUGAAAUCUAAUUUCUUGACAAAGAGAGAUGCAUGGGCUGGUACCUUUGAGAAAUACCUUCACAUUCGAGAUACUCCUCGUGAUGAUUGUCCAGAAAAGCUCCCUGAGGUGAAGAGAUCACUGAGGCCAUGGGGACCCAGAGGAGACAAAGAGCUCUCAGAAUUCCAGGUUGAGCUAAUCCAGCUGGCAUCGCAGCUCAACGGCGAUUAUGUGCUCAAAACCUAUCCAGAUAUUGGGAAAACCAUGAAUGUCGAAGAAGCAAACAGGUAUGUUGAAGAUGCAGUGAAGAGGUUCCUGGAAGCUGGAAAGGCAGCUCUCAGAGCAGGUGCCAAUGAAUCUGCCAUUGUCACAAUGAGACCUUCACUUACUAGCAGAGUUGCUGCUGGGGAUAGCCAAAAUCAUUUGAAAACUCAGUAGUUCUUCCAUAACAAGUUGUGUAAAUAAUAGAUUUAUACCAUUCUGUGCCAACAAAUAAAAAUUAUGCAUAUAUAUUUUUAUUAUGGCACAAGACAUAUCAUUAGGUUAUGUUUUAUGUGAUUACCACCAUUAUGUUCUUCAUUGAAAAACAUUGAACUAUAUGAUGAGUUAAUCUUAUGACAAUGAAAUAUCAAAAACAUUUAUGUAA